Daktulosphaira vitifoliae (grape phylloxera) is the source of this 1576-nucleotide messenger RNA. RefSeq names its product nuclear receptor subfamily 2 group E member 1-like. The record is from RefSeq and is a predicted model, not a curated record. Gene Ontology annotation, biological process: cell differentiation; anatomical structure development; positive regulation of transcription by RNA polymerase II. The coding region runs from base 147 to 1355 and encodes 402 amino acids. NCBI's taxonomy places the organism in Eukaryota, Metazoa, Arthropoda, Insecta, Hemiptera, Phylloxeridae. The transcript is spliced from 7 exons. Gene Ontology annotation, molecular function: RNA polymerase II cis-regulatory region sequence-specific DNA binding; zinc ion binding; nuclear receptor activity.
CUUGUCCGAGUUGACAUUUUGAUCUCACAAACGUCGCGACCAGUGUCAGUGUAUGUUAUAUUUAUUCGGUGUGUUUGUUGACUCCAACUGGAUAUCCUUUUGCUGUGCAUCUUCAUAUUGGAUACUAAUUAUUUAAUUGUCUUAUAAUGGACCCAAGCCUAAGAAUGCAAAACUUUGCAGAACAUGUUUCUAACACUUCCACUAAACCGACAAACAGUCGGAUCCUCUAUGAUAUUCCGUGUAAAGUGUGCAAAGACUUUUCAUCGGGCAAACAUUACGGUAUAUAUGCGUGUGACGGAUGCGCCGGGUUUUUUAAAAGAUCAAUAAGGCGGAACCGCCAGUACAUAUGCAAGUCUAAGGCAGAAGGUGCGUGUCCGGUGGACAAGACUCACCGGAACCAAUGUAGAGCUUGUAGGCUUCGUAAGUGCAUGAUGGCUGGUAUGAACAAGGAUGCUGUCCAACACGAGCGAGGUCCGAGGACAUCAACAGUCCGCCGGCAGUUACAAGGAAUCUGUUACAUUAAAGACAGGUCUGAUUCCAACUCUCCGCCAUUGGAUUUAACGCCAAAAAGAUCACCGGAUUUUAAUACAUCGUGUUCGACUCCACCCAGUAGAUACAUUCCCGACUCACACCUUUAUCUUUCGGCGCUAAAACCAGAGAUAUCUACCGCCAUGCCAAGGUUUUUCAACACGAUGCGUCUCACUCAGGCCGUUUAUGAAACGGCCGCCUCCAUUCUGGUCACAGUAUCUACCGUUAAGAGUUUUCCUGCGCUAAUGACAUUGCCUUUUAUCGACCAGUUCGAAUUGCUCCGAGAGAGUUGGCACGAGCUAUUUAUUUUAACGGCCGCUCAAUAUUUUUCUGAAACCGACAUCUCUUUACUGCACGAAGAGCACAAGUCAAACUUUGGAUCUUAUGAUAUUGAAGAACAGACUAUGCUAUUCAAAGACACGCUAAUGGCCGUCAAACACCGGCAAGUAGAUCCCAUUGAGCAAUAUCUGUUAAACGAAAUCAUACUACUCAAAUCAGAAUCGAUUAAGGAUCGUCGUGGCUGCAGUUCAGAGGAAACCGAAACCAUUCUGGAUGGACUUGCAGUGAAAAGUAAAGAAGCUCUUAGACGACACGUUAACCACGUCCAUCUGGCUCGACCUGACUCCAGGUACGAAGAGCUAAUAGAAAUAUUACCUUGUAUCCGGGCAAUACCGAAAAGUACCGUUGUGGAACUGUUCUUUCGCCGGACCAUUGGUCAAACGCCAAUCGAGCCGUUCAUAUGCGGCACAUAUACAAACUACCUGCAAACCGCUCCACACUUACAAACCAUCAUAAGCAAAGCUAAGAUUUGUCACUGUUUACAGUGAGUCCUUUUGCGCUCGCAUAAAUUUACCAAAGUUAUAUAGUAUUGUAAAUAUUAUUAAUUAAUUAUAUAUUAUAAUUUUUAUUGCCUAUUGUUUGUUUCACAAGACACAGGGUUCGGAAAAUAUAUCUUGUACAAUAAAAUAAAACUGUUUAUAUAACACAUUUUACACAAAUUAUAAUAUGUUAAUUCAAAUUACUGUGAUUGAAUUAUUAUUCUUUAAAA